Spinacia oleracea (spinach) is the source of this 1277-nucleotide messenger RNA. RefSeq names its product ABC transporter I family member 1. The record is from RefSeq and is a predicted model, not a curated record. The transcript has 3 exons. NCBI's taxonomy places the organism in Eukaryota, Viridiplantae, Streptophyta, Magnoliopsida, Caryophyllales, Amaranthaceae. Gene Ontology annotation, molecular function: ATP hydrolysis activity; ATP binding; transmembrane transporter activity. Gene Ontology annotation, biological process: cytochrome complex assembly. Bases 306 to 995 code for a protein of 229 amino acids.
AUAAGAGAAGAAGAAACGGUGGUCUGGGAAGUUUUUUCACCUUCCUUCUUGAAAAUCCUCACUUUCCGCUCAAAGCAAACACAAAGCUCACACUCACGCAUCUCCCCUCCUUGCGCCGCCCGACCGUCGCUGCCCCACCUCACCCCACCGUCGCCGUCACCGUCACCGUCACCGUCACGCCGCUUCCAGAAACCAGAAAAAUGCAGUGGAUGUGAAAUUAUGCUUAUAAGGAUUGACGGAUUAAAGUUUACAAGUUGAUUACAAGUUGUGAAGUUGCUUAGAUGCUUACAAAUUACUGAUUACAGAUGUCUCUAAGAAAAGCUCCACUUCCUCGUAUACUUAUCAACAAUGCAUCCUGCAUGCGUAACGCCCAACAAAUCUUGCGUCAUGUCAAUGUAUCAAUUCAUGAUGGAGGGGCACUUGUGCUGACGGGUAGCAACGGUUCAGGCAAAAGCACUCUCCUCCGCAUGUUAGCUGGCUUCUCCAAGCCUUCUGCUGGCGAGGUCCUUUGGAAUGGUCAUGACAUUACACAGUCAGGAGUAUUUCAUCAAUAUAAGCUCCAGCUAGGCUGGGUUUCUCUUAAAGAUGCUAUCAAGGAAAAAUUUACUGUCCUAGAAAAUAUCCAGUGGUUUGAACUUCUUGAAGGAAAAGAAGGAAGAUCACUUCCAGCAUUGGAGUUGAUGGGUCUGGGAAGAUUGGCAAAGGAAAAGGCAAGGAUGCUGUCAAUGGGUCAGCGAAAAAGGGUGCAACUUGCUAGGCUGUUGGCAAUUGAUAGGCCCAUUUGGCUGCUGGAUGAACCGUCUGUUGCCUUGGAUGAUGAUGGGGUAAAACUGUUGGAGUUUAUAAUUGCCGAGCAUCGAAAGAAGGGAGGAAUUGUGAUCGUAGCAACUCAUUUGCCUAUUGAGAUUGAAGAUGCUAUGUACUUGAGGUUGCCGCCUAGAUUUCCUAGACGGAUGACUUUGGUUGAUAUGCUGGAUCGCAGUGACAUUGCUUGAUUUCAUGAGACUGGUGAUUCAUUUCAAUUAGGUUUUUAUUAAGCUUAAACUCUUUCUCAAAGGUGAUGAUUUAGUUUUUGAUGAUGGAAAUUCCUUUUGCUGGGCCUUCCGAGGUCUUACUGUAAAGCACGUAGGAAAGGUCCAGAUCAUUGGAGUUUGUUCUUGUUCAUUGGGUUUUUGUUCCUGUAAUUUUUGGUAUUCUGCAUCCAUUAAUAAAGAAAAUAGUGUUAAUACUACAGUAGAAAGAUAUAAUUUUGUCUUAAUCUAUUUUUCCUAGCUGUG